UUCGGAGAUAAAAAUUCAAAGUUUUUUAUUAAAAUUUUUAUUUUCCUUGAAAUUAUCGAGGAAAUCGUCGAUAAAAAUUAUAAAAUAAUUUAACCUGAAUUAUUCGCAAAGAGAAAGUUAAUAUCAAGGAAAAGUAAUCAAAGAUGGUCCUAACGUGUCGCUUUUACAAGCAGAAAUAUCCCGAGGUCGAAGAUGUAGUUAUGGUCAAUGUAAGAUCAAUAGCUGAAAUGGGAGCUUAUGUCCAUCUGCUAGAAUACAACAAUAUCGAAGGAAUGAUAUUACUGUCUGAAUUGUCAAGAAGACGUAUUCGAUCGAUUAAUAAGCUCAUUCGUGUGGGAAAAACGGAACCAGUUGUUGUUAUUCGUGUUGAUAAAGAUAAGGGAUAUAUUGAUCUGUCAAAACGACGAGUGUCACCCGAGGAUGUAGAAAAGUGUACAGAACGAUUUAGUAAAGCAAAAGCUGUUAGUUCCAUUUUGAGACACGUCGCUGAAUUGUUGAAAUAUGAGAACGAUGAUCAACUAGAAGAAUUAUACCAGAAAACAGCCUGGUAUUUUGAGGAGAAGCAUAAAAAUAAAACUGCAUCUUAUGACAUCUUCAAGCAAGCCGUAACGGAACCAGCACUUCUAGAUGAAUGCAAUUUAGAUGAAAACACAAAGAAUGUUCUCUUGACGAAUAUUAAAAGAAAAUUGACUUCGCAAGCAAUGAAAAUUCGCGCUGACAUUGAAUGUGCAUGUUAUGGCUACGAAGGAAUUGAUGCAGUAAAACAGGCAUUACGAUCAGGGCUUGAGGCAUCGACUGAGGAGAUUCCAAUCAAAAUCAAUCUUAUUGCACCGCCAAUUUAUGUCAUAACUACAUCCACUCCUGAAAAGAAUGACGGACUUAAGGCUCUUGAGAUCGCAAUAGAUAGAAUUAAGGCAACUAUCGAAAAACUUGAUGGACAUUUCGCUAUUCAAAUGGCUCCAAAAGUCGUUACUGCAAUCGAUGAAGCUGACUUGGCUCGACGAAUGGAACGCGCUGAAAUGGAAAAUGCUGAGGUUUCAGGUGACGAAGACGAGAGUGAAAAUGAGGAAGGCAUGAAAUUUGAUGGUGAUGCCGGUGAGAAUAAUACAGGCGACAAAGAUUCCAACAAGAGCGGUUCCGAUGAGGAUUAAUAAGGAUUUUUUUUUAUAUUUGAUUGAAUAUAAAUAUGUUUAACAUGUUAAAUAAACUAUAAAGCCAACUGAUAACAAAAUUGAGGAUCGGAAAUCUUUGAAUUAUACAGUUAUGAUUUUUUUUUAUAUGGAUCGCAUCAAAUCUUUUAAUUUAAUUCUAGUGUUAUAAGUCGGCUUUUUACAUACCACUAACUCAUGAAUGAAUAAAUAAUAACGUGAAUAAAGGAGGAAUGAAUGAGU
Messenger RNA from Chironomus riparius, 1391 nucleotides. Lineage: Eukaryota; Metazoa; Arthropoda; Insecta; Diptera; Chironomidae. The record is from the annotation of a GenBank genome assembly.